AUGGGAGAACAUUCAUUUUCGCUCCAAUUCAAUCCUUUGCAAAGGAUUAAGACAGUUAAGGAUUACGAGAAAGAGAUUGAGGAGCUGAGAAACGAAAACUUCGAGAUCAAGCAUCAGCUUUCUCAUUACAAGGCGAGCUCUGGGGGAAACAUCCAGGAGGAUAUCCAGAAGCUCCUUCUCGAUAGCAAAAGGUCAAUAGACAUUCUUGAGGGUGAGAACGAGGAACUCAGCAAGCAAGUUGAAAGGAUGGACGAAAUGGUUAAGAAGGCAAGGAAGGAGAAGGAAAAUGCCGAAGCCAAGCUGAAGGAGGACCUGGAGGGGUGCCUCAACAAGAUAUCCAUGCUUGAGGAGGAGAACGGCAGGCUUCUAAAGCACCUGGAAAGCGUGAACGGAGUCAAUGCCAAGCUGAGAGAGGAGAAUGGGAUGCUAGAGGAAUGCUUCAACAGAAGCAAGAAUGCAAUCGACGAGCAGAAGAGCCUUAUUGAGAAGAUGGCAAGCGAGAAGGAGGAGAGGUCACAGGUUGAGAAGGAACUAAUGUCCUACAAGAAUGCUCUUCUGAACAGUAACAAGGAAAAGGAUCAGAUUAUGUAUGAGCGUGAAAGAGAAAGAAGUGAGUACAACAAUAAGAUAUCGCAGCUUCAGGGUGUUGUAGGGUCUUUUGAAGAGAAGAUGAAUCUCAAGGAGGCGGAGAUGAACCAGAUGAGGGAGUAUUACAAAACCAUGGAGGAUGAGUAUAAGGAGAUGUACAGACAGAAGCAAUCGAACGAGCUGUAUCUCAAGGAGAUGGGGGAGAACUACAUGCGAGAGACAAGAGAGAAGCAAGAGCUAGCAUUGAGAAACGAAGAUCUGCGAAGGGAGAUUGAGCAAUUGAAGACCUCUCGAAAUGAUCUAAAGAAGAGGCUUGAGGUUUGUGAGAAUGAAAAGAGGGCUCUGUCGUAUAGAGUGUCGCAGGAUGUGCCUGGAAAUUCUGAGUUUUACAGAAUUAAAGGGGAGCUGGAAAAAGUAAGGAGGGAAAAAGGGCUGCUUACGGAGGAAAUAGAGGGACUCAAGAAAAAGUGUCUAGAGUGUACCACUGACCUAGAAAGGUCAAGGGAGCUUGAGAUGUUUCUAAAGGAUCUUCUCCAAGAGAAGGGACGGGAAUGCGAUCGAAGAUUGGGAGAGAUCGAAAAGAUGGCAAGCAGCAUAGAAGCCAAAGUGGAUCUGGCAACGAAGGCGCUUGGAGAAAGAAGGCGCUGGAAUGGCGCAGAAGGAGGGACAGACACCUUGUUGCACGAGAUCAAGGAGCUCCAAGAUAAGGUCGAAGAGUACAGAAGAAUGGCUGCUAUUACUGAGGAUAAUAAAAGAUUUCUCAAGGCUCUUGGUGUGGAUCCAUUGGAGCCACUUGACGAGAUUGUAAGGAAAUUCCGAGGCACAUACAAGGAGGCCAUUAGAAAGAUGAGGGUAAUGGACAAGGAGGCUAACGAGGCGAUGAGGUUUGCAGAGGAUAAUAAGGAUGUGAUGGAUAAGAGAACAAUGAAGUUCCUGGAGGACUUUACCAGGGAAUUUAACAUUGCCAGAAAAGAUUUGGAGGUCUGUAAAAGAUAUCUUGAGAAGAAAGGUAAAGAAAAUAAAGAGCUGAAGGCAAGCAACCAGGCUUUGGAAAAGAAGUUCAAUGAGUGCAGAAGGAAUGAGGAAAAAAUAAAGGAUCUUUAUUCAGCAGUGGUCGACAAGCUCAGAAGGAAAGACGAGGUCAUAUCCAAGCUGGAGAUGAGGAUAGGUGCGAGGCUUUAG
Encephalitozoon hellem ATCC 50504 is the source of this 1770-nucleotide messenger RNA. RefSeq lists its product as uncharacterized. Lineage: Eukaryota; Fungi; Microsporidia; Unikaryonidae. The record is from RefSeq and is a predicted model, not a curated record. The transcript has a single exon. Bases 1 to 1770 code for a protein of 589 amino acids.